AUGGUUGGUGCGGGAACUAGUAUCGAAUUCUCCGCCAAGACACCCUGCGAGUUUAUUGAGGCGAGGCACAUUCAUCCAACUCUGUCCUGCGCCAACCUUUCGCCGCGUGCGCGUGUGCGCGCACCAAACAUGGGAAGUGGGGACUUGACUUGUGGGGCAGGGUCAAUCGUUGCUUGUUUAGACAACAUGCUCCAACACUGUAAUAAGGAGGUCUCUUGCAAACAGGAACUUUUAAGACGAGGACAGUUGUUUCAAACUCAGCAGCUAGGCAAGGCUCCAGGCAUCACAAUCAUCUCUGAGGAACUGUGUAGCUCCCUCAGUCGGCCUCCAGUCAUGCCAAACCCUCAAAAAACAGCUAUCAUUGCCUGCGGUGGAGAAAUCUUCUCCAGGGAGAGGUUGGAAGUCUCGUGUGCGCUCAGGAAUACCGACCAGGACGCGGCCCAUAGGUCAAAGGAAAGAUCGCACGGCGACGUGAAGGCAGUGUCCUCUGGUUUUGCUUCUGACCUCACCCAACACCACCACUUUGCCAAAGCCAACCCCUCAUCAUUGGGCGUCGCUGUCCUUUUGCCAUCAUCAGAGGAACCACAACUUUCUGCAAUGGGCCUUACUAAGGACAACAUUCCGAAAACAGAGAAACGUCCUGGGCAUCAUUUACUGAUUUGUUACCAGCCCCGUUGCAUUUAUACUGGUCCGAUUUUCAACAAAUACUUAAUCAUCUCUUCUGCACAUGAGGCGCGUGAGCGCAUGUGUGAGGCGAGUAAUACGUACGCAUAUCGAUUGAUUUGUCCACGGACGCGCGUCCGUGCACGUGCUCAAGGCAGCCAGAGGUUGCGCGCCGGCCAGAGGCAGACUGCUUGCGUGCUUGCGCGCAUCAGUGGCCGUGGGGAAAAUCGCACGGAGGGUGUGUUGAUCCAUCCACUCAACACACCACAUGCCCGGCCGAUGCACGAUGCUGGCUGCCAUCUGAUUGGUCGCCCUGAGGCGACAGUGCUCAGGCGUGUACGCUCACAAACAGCGGCGUGCUGUUCCCUACUUUCACCCAGGUUCUACGCCGGCCUUUCAAAGGGCGAGGCAGGUGGACGCUCGCAGUGGGUGUGCUCAGCGUGA
Messenger RNA from Mesocestoides corti, 1107 nucleotides. The record is from the annotation of a GenBank genome assembly. NCBI's taxonomy places the organism in Eukaryota, Metazoa, Platyhelminthes, Cestoda, Cyclophyllidea, Mesocestoididae.